UUUAACGGACGCCAAGAACAAGAAGACAAGAAGACACGCUUUGGUCAAGGAUCACAUGACCUCCAUGGAUGACAUCAUGACAGACUUGGUGACUGAGGAUCCAUUCUAUGGUGGGCCCACAGCCACCGACGACUAUGACUACCCUGACCUUCUGUGCGACCUGGAGUCCGUGCGCCAUUUUCGGCGCGUGUGCGAGCCAGCACUCUUCUGGAUGAUCGCGCUGGUGGGUGGAGCCGGGAACCUGGUGGUGGUGUGGAUCUAUCUGAACUUUCGGCGGCGCCUGAAAACCAUGACAGAUGUCUUCCUGCUCAACCUGGCGAUGGCCGACCUUUUGUUCCUGGUCACGCUGCCACUGUGGGCGGCCGAGGCGUCUCACGGCUGGAGCUUUGGGUCCACCCUUUGCAGGAUCACCUCGGGCCUGUACAAGGUCAACCUGUUCAGUAGCACACUCCUCCUGACGUGUAUCAGCGUGGACCGCUACAUUGUCAUCGUGCAGACCGCCAAAGCACACAACUCGCAAGCGGAGCGGCGCCGCUGCGGCCGGCUGGUGUGUGCAGGGGUGUGGUUCGCCGCCCUGCUGCUUUCCACACCCGAGCUGGUGUUUGCCAAGACUGCGCCGUCAGACGGCAGACCCGAGGAGUUCUGCAGGAUGGUGUUCCCACCGCACAUGGGGCAGCGCACCAAAACGGCGGUGCUGUCGGUGCAGGUGGUAAUGGGCUUCUGCUUGCCCUUCCUGGUCAUGGCGACGUGCUACAGCGCCAUUGUGGCCACGCUACUCAAGACACGCAAUUUCCAAAAGCACAAAGCCAUGCGCGUCAUCCUGGUGGUGGUGGCGGUCUUCUUGCUGUCGCAGCUGCCUCACAACGCCGUUUUGGUGACGGAGGCGGUACAGGCGGGCAACAUGACCAUGACAGAUUGCAGGGAGCUCAAACGCUUCCUGAAGGUUGGCCAGGUGUUGAAAGCCGUAGCCUACCUGCACGCCUGCCUCAACCCUUUCCUCUACGCCUUUGUUGGCGUGCGCUUCCGCCGUGACCUCCUGAGGCUGCUGAGAUGUUUCCGCCGGACGCCGCCAUCAGAGCAGUCGAGCCGCUCCGGCAAAAGUCAUCUGGGUUCAGUGAGAGCAUCUGACAGCGACACGUCACAGGCCCUGUCGCUAUAGGCGGGACUUUCUGUUGGUGGCGUGGUGGCUGCGAUAAUGCGCUUGUCACGUAAAAGACAUUUUGUCAAAACAGGAAGUGCUAACAGACAAACAAGCAGCAGGAAGUUGACUGUCAUGCUGAUUUUCUUAACUUCCUUCCCUCACUUCCUGUUUUCACCUGCAUUCCGACAAGCUUUCUCGUGAUCUUUAUUGAAAAAUAUACAGAGACAAGCGAUAACAAACAUGUCAGCCAUUCUCCACAUGGGAGGACAAAGUUGUUUUGAUGAUAGGACAAACGCUAAGGUGACAGGAAGUGAUGAGUGAUGCUGGUCAAAGCGGUCCCAGGGAUUCCUCUCAAGCAACAAAAUAAAAGAAAGUUUGACCCCAAGUAACCUUUGAUGUCUGGAGAAACUUCUUCAUAGUUUGUCCUUGACCACUUCCUGUUGACUUUUAGGUCACUUGAUCUUUCAAACAGGAAGUGACAUGACCACUUGACGCCAGAACUUUUCUUUUCAGCGGAACAAACAAACAAACAGCUGAGUCACAGUGUGUGUGUGUGUGGGUCAGCUGACCUCUGUGUUUCAAUAUGCUUCCUAUUUGCUGACACGGCUGCACACACAAACACACGCAAAGAUACACACAGUGUGACAACAAAGGUCACAGGUCCCAGAUGGACAAAGGCG
Doryrhamphus excisus (bluestripe pipefish) is the source of this 1821-nucleotide messenger RNA. Lineage: Eukaryota; Metazoa; Chordata; Actinopteri; Syngnathiformes; Syngnathidae. The record is from RefSeq and is a predicted model, not a curated record.